Chrysochloris asiatica (Cape golden mole) is the source of this 2592-nucleotide messenger RNA. It is a transcript of the gene GPC1, whose product is annotated as glypican 1. Gene Ontology annotation, molecular function: fibroblast growth factor binding. The transcript has 15 exons. Gene Ontology annotation, cellular component: extracellular region; plasma membrane; cell surface. The coding region runs from base 1 to 2592 and encodes 863 amino acids. Lineage: Eukaryota; Metazoa; Chordata; Mammalia; Afrosoricida; Chrysochloridae. Gene Ontology annotation, biological process: cell migration; regulation of protein localization to membrane; negative regulation of fibroblast growth factor receptor signaling pathway. The record is from RefSeq and is a predicted model, not a curated record.
AUGGAGCGCCGGGCCCGCGGCUGGUGGCUGCUGUGCGCGGCCGCCGCGUUGGCCGCCUGCGCCCGCGGAGACCCAGCCAGCAAGAGCCGGAGCUGCGGCGAAGUCCGUCAGAUCUACGGCGCCAAGGGCUUCAGCCUGAGCGACGUGCCGCAAGCGGAGAUCUCGGGUGAGCACCUGAGAAUCUGCCCCCAGGGAUACACCUGCUGCACCAGUGAGAUGGAGGAGAACCUGGCCAACCGCAGCCGCACCGAGCUGGAGACAGGCCUUCGAGAUAGCAGCCGUGCCCUGCAUAUCACACUCACCGCCCAGCUGCGCGGCUUCGACGACUAUUUCCAACGCCUACUGAAUAGCUCCGAACGGGCACUGCAGGACACCUUCCCCGCAGCCUUUGGGGACCUGUACACGCAGAACACCAAGGCCUUCCGAGACCUGUAUGCCGAGCUGCGUCUCUACUACCGAGGUGCCAACCUGCACUUGGAGGAGACACUGGCUGAGUUUUGGGCCCGUCUGCUAGAACGCCUCUUCAGGCAGUUGCACCCACAGCUGCUGCUGCCCGAAGACUAUCUGGACUGCCUGGGCAAGCAGGCCGAGGCCCUGCGGCCCUUCGGGGAUGCCCCUCGUGAGCUGCGCCUACGAGCCACCCGCGCCUUCGUGGCAGCUCGCGCCUUCGUGCAGGGCCUGGGCGUGACCAGUGAUGUGGUCCGCAAGGUGGCCCAGGUGCCCUUGGGUCCAGAGUGUUCAAGGGCCAUCAUGAAGCUGGUUUAUUGUGCCCACUGCCUGGGGGUGCCCGGUGCCCGGCCCUGCCCCAACUACUGCCGAAAUGUACUCAAAGGCUGCCUUGCCAACCAGGCCGACCUGGACGCGGAGUGGAGGAACCUUCUGGACUCCAUGGUUCUUAUCACCGACAAGUUCUGGGGUCCCUCUGGCACCGAGAGUGUCAUCUCCAGUGUGCACAUGUGGCUGGCGGAGGCCAUCGAUGCCCUCCAGGACAACAGGGACACGCUCACAGCCAAGGUCAUCCAGGGCUGCGGGAACCCCCAGGUCAACCCUCAGAGCACUGGGCCGGAGGAGAAGCGCCAUCGGGGCAAGCUGGAGUCACAGGAAAAGACCCCUUCCGGCGUACUGGAGAAGCUGGUCUCCGAGGCCAAAGCUCAGCUCCGCGAUGUCCAGGAUUUCUGGGUCAGCCUCCCAGGGACACUGUGCAGUGAGAGAGUGGUCGUAAGCACCGCCAGCGAUGACCGCUGCUGGAACGGAAUGACCAAGGGCCGGUACCUCCCCGAGGUGAUGGGAGAUGGCCUAGCCAACCAGAUCAAUAACCCCGAAGUGGAAGUGGACAUCACGAAGCCAGACAUGACCAUCAGGCAGCAGAUCAUGCAGUUGAAGAUCAUGACCAAUCGGCUGCGCAGCGCCUACAAUGGCAAAGACGUGGACUUUCAGGACGCCAGUGACGAUGGCAGCGGCUCCGGGAGCGGCGGUGGCUGCCCAGACGAUGUCUGCGGGCACAGAGUCAGCAAGAAGGGCUCCAGCUCUCGGACGACCGCGACGCACGCCCUCCCCGGCCUGUCCGAGCGAGAGGGCUCGUCCUCUACUGGCCCCCGGCCCCAAGCGCCCCUCUUCCUUCUCCUCCUCACCUUGGUCCUCGCAGCUCCCAGGCCCCGGUGGCGGCUUGACCUCGCCACCCUGGCUAUUUACUUCCUACAAGGCCCUCAGGUCAGCAGGGAGCAAGUGUCCCCCAAGCCAUGUAUUUUCAGGGACCUCAGGGGAACGGUGGUGGCGGCUGCUGCCUGCACGUGCUGCCCUGCCCACCCGUCCACCUCCGCCCUGGGCAUCCCUAGGACCGGAGUUGAGUACCCCAAAGACCACGUGUCUGAGGGGGCCACCAACCCUCAAUGUCCUGCAGCCCUGCAUCACUGCCCCUCCACAAAGCCCUGCCUGGACCCUCCUUCCUCUCUGUUCUUCCAGCACACCACCUCCCUGCCAGGCUUUGUCUCCAUGUGCAGUCCUCCAGAGCUGAGGGCCAAGCAACCUGGAGAGCAGGUGCGGGGUCCAUCUCAUGGAGACCCCGAGGGCCGGGCUGUGCCCCACAUGUCCUGCUCUCACUCCGAAGGCCAGAACGCCUGUGUCCAGGUGUACCUACGUGUGCCUGGCAGGAUAUACCUGACACCCCCAAGACUGCUUCCUGCCCAGCCUGGGUCUCCAGAAGCCAUCUGCUUUCCAAUACUUACAGCUAGCACCGCCUUCAUGCCGUCCACGUCCAGAGCAGGGGAGACUCAGAUGCCCAAGCUCUGCUAUGUUCCCCUGGAGACCUCUCAUCGCUCCCCGGCCACUGGAUCUCUCCCCCACACCAGUGCGAGACUGGAAAUGUGCGGCAAGCUGCCCCCAGAGCCACUGUCUGAGGACUGUCCAGGCCUGGCAAUGUCACUAGCCUCCCCCUGCUCAGCUGCCCUGGUUCCAGAAGCCCCCAGCACACAGGGUCUGCAAUGCCCCACCUCAGAGAGAUUGGGCCUCAACUCAGUCUUCAACAACCUCAAGUCCACGUUAAACAGCCUCAGUGAGGGUCCAGAUCCCAAGUGGGUGUGGAGACCACCAUGA